AUCGCCCCGGCCGGGCCCGGCACGUCGGGGCGGAGGCGCGACCCCUCGGCGCGGCGCUGGGCAGCCCGCCCUGCCCGCCGCGCUAUAAAAGCCGCCUCCAGGAAAGGGAGAAACUCCACGGGAGGAAAACAUCGCGGCGCGGUGCUGUUUCGCUGAAGUGCAGGCAUGACAUCCGUCCUGGGCAGCAGCAGGGCGUCGGGAGCGCCGAGCGGGCAGCUGAAAUGCAAGUCCAAGAGGAGGCGGAGGAGGAGAUCAAAGAGGAAAGUGUUUAUUUACAACCUGAAGCAAUGGCUUGAUUUUCAGCGUACACUGCUCACCCAGAACUCCUGCACAGUCUCAGAAAAUCAGGCUGCAGAAAAAGUAAGCAUACUGUCAACCUUUAUAGCACCCUUCAAGUACUUGAGUCCUGGCGCAACCACCAUGGAGGAUGAAGACAAUUUAAGUACCAGCAGUGCAGAAGUAAAGGAAAAUCGAAACAUUGGCAACCUGGAGGAUCAUCCAAUAUCAUCUAAUGAGAGGGCAAGAGGGGGAACACCUAGCAGUAAGAGAAAAAGACCCUUAGAGGAAGGCAAUAAUGGCCAUUUCUGCAAACUCCAGCUCAUCUGGAAGAAAGUCUCGUGGUCAGUGACGCCAAAGAAUGCUCUGGUUCAGCUACAUGAACUAAAACCAGGUUUACAAUAUAAAAUGGUUUCCCAGACAGGUCCAGUGCAUGCUCCAGUCUUUGCUGUUGCUGUGGAAGUAAAUGGACUUACAUUUGAAGGCACAGGGCCCACAAAAAAGAAAGCUAAAAUGCGUGCUGCAGAGCUAGCUCUGAAGUCAUUCGUUCAGUUCCCCAACGCCUGUCAAGCUCACUUUGCUAUGGGGAACUGCAUCAACCCAUCCACAGACUUUACUUCUGAUCAGGCAGACUUUCCAGAUACUCUGUUCAAGGAGUUUGAACCAUCUACACACAGCGAGGACUUUUCAGUCUAUAACCCUGUUAAUAACGAAUUGCUUUCCACUGCUUAUCGACACAGGCGCUUACUCUGCCAUACGCUAGACUUAAUGGGCCACGGUAAGCAAAACAAGCACAAGAUGGCAUCCAAAGCAGAGAGCGAGAAGAACCCAGUGGUGCUGCUAAAUGAGCUGCGGUCGGGCCUGCGGUACGUCUGCCUGUCAGAGACAGUGGAGAAGCAGCACAUCAAGAGUUUUGUGAUGGCAGUACGAGUGGACGGGAGAACAUUUGAAGGCUCAGGACGUAGCAAGAAGCUGGCCAAGGGUCAAGCAGCACAGGCAGCCCUGCAGGCCCUCUUUAACAUUCGGCUGCCCAGCCACAUUCCCAGCAGGAGUAAAUGUCACCAUUUGCCACAGGAUUUUGCCGACUCCGUAUACCAAAUGGUUGCACAGAAGUUCCAGGAGCUGACAGACAAUUUCACUUCCAUGCAUGCACGCCACAAAACUCUUGCAGGCAUUGUGAUGACCAAAGGUUUGGACAUCAGGCAAGCUCAGGUUAUUGUGCUGUCAUCGGGUACCAAAUGUAUAAAUGGAGAAUACAUUAAUGACCAAGGGCUUGCGGUCAAUGACUGCCAUGCAGAAAUUGUGGCAAGAAGGGCAUUUGUUCACUUCCUCUACUCACAGCUGGAGCUACACUUAAGCAAACGGCGAGAAGACUGGGAGCGAUCAAUCUUUGUGCGAUUAAAAGAGGGAGGCUACAGGCUGCGGGAGAACAUCCUGUUCCAUUUGUAUGUGAGCACUUCACCCUGCGGAGAUGCGCGCCUCAACUCCCCCUACGAAAUCACGACUGACUUGAACAGCAGCAAGCACAUAGUAAGAAAAUACCGUGGGCAUCUCCGAACAAAGAUUGAGUCUGGAGAAGGAACCAUACCUGUCCGGUGUCAUAACGCUGCUCAGACGUGGGAUGGCGUGUUGCUGGGAGAGCAGCUCAUCACCAUGUCCUGUACAGACAAAAUUGCCAGAUGGAACAUCCUUGGGCUCCAAGGUGCUCUCCUCAGCUCCUUCAUCGAACCCAUGUACUUGCACAGCAUCAUUGUGGGAAGCCUCUAUCACACUGGUCACCUUUCCCGGGUAAUGAGCCAUAGAAUAGAAGACAUUGGUCAGCUGCCAGCUUCAUACCGGCGCAAUCAGCUGCUUCUCAGUGGGAUUAGCCACGCUGAUGCUCGGCAGCCCGGAAAAUCUCCCAGCUUCAGUGUGAACUGGAUUGUGGGGAACACUGACCUGGAGGUUAUCAAUGCCACAACGGGGAAGAGGACCUGUGGGACUCCCUCACGGCUCUGCAAGCACAUGUUCUUCACUCGGUGGGCAAAGCUUCAUGGAAAGCUGAGCACACGAGUACCGAGCCAUGGAGACAUGCCAUCAGUGUACAGUGAGGCAAAGCUGGUGGCUCAGACAUACCAGUCUGUCAAGCAGCAGCUGUUUAAAGCGUUUCAGAAAGCUGGUCUGGGCACCUGGGUGAAGAAACCCCCAGAGCAAGAUCAGUUCCUACUAACUGUAUAAAUCACUUGACACCUCUGCUACAUGACUGGAUCAAAUCAGCUGGAGAGAAGGCUAGGCAGGACGCAUGAGCCGAGAGAAUUGAAGCAGUUUGAGAUUUAAUAGCAACCACCACAGGAAUAUUUGCUUUUAAUUCUGUAUUGGAAAUAGAUGAAUAGAAAUGUGCCUGAUGCACUGAACUCAACUUUAGAAAACUGCUUUUUCAUUAUCCCUUCCCUAGAACGUACCUGCCCAAAUUAUAAUGCUACCCUCACAGAGAUUCUGCUUUUCAUUGUUUAUUGCUGUUGGUUAUUCCUGAUUUGAGGCACUAGUUGGCCACCUGCCUGAUCCAAAAUAGAGUUUGUUUUCCCUCACACAAUCAGUGCAAGAGUCAUCACUGAAUAAUGGAAAAUAGUGAGCAAAGAUGGAAGUACCCCAGGCACACGGCAUGACAGCAGGUCUCAAAGCAUUCAUAGUCAUCCACAAAAAGGUGUCUAACCUCUAUGCAAAAAUCAUCCUGUUUGUUAGCUGCCUAAAUCUGUAAGAAUUUGGACCUCAAAGGUCCAAAUGCAGCAAUUUUUAAACUUUGUUUUCCACCUCUGACUCUGAGCACAAAGCCAGACGUCAGGAUUCCCUUGGUUUUUACACUUAUUCCCUCUGAUGCCUUGGAUAAACCACUUCCCACCAAAUCUUCAAAGCUGGCCACAAGUUUUGCACACUGCAAAUUUUAAUUGCCCAGACCCAGUUCAUCACAUGUGCCCUUUAGACACCAGCUGGGAUGCAGAUGCUUGUCAAGAGGGUGAUUCAACCCUGCACUGCCUGCGGAGCUGCACAGCUCUGUAGGGGCUGACAGUGGAGACCAGUGUGAUGAUGUUCCUAGCACUGGAGCUUCGGGUGGCUGACUAAAAUCAGGCAGGCUGGAGCCAGAACCUUAGAUUUCCAAGCUUCUGAUGAUCCACAGCUCUAAAUUAAGCGGGUGUCAGCUUGGGAUGCUCCAUACACUUGAAAAAACACUGGGUUGAAUAGCUGCAUCUAAGACAUCCCAAAUGAGAGAUCACAUUUGAUACCUGGCUCUUUCAUGCCUCAGUUUCCCCACCUGUCAAAUGGGAAUAAUAUUACUUACCUGCUUCACAUCUAACGAACUUGGCAGGAUCAAAAUGCUCUGGUAAUAUGCAGCAGUGUAAGCCAGAUUCUGCCACUCUUGCAGUGUGUUUUACCUCUCCACACAGUCCAAUUGAUGUAAGUGCAGCAGAUGCAACUACCAGCUUGGGUAAGGUCUUACUCAGUGUAACAGCUUUCAAAUUUUAGCUCUGUGUAGAUGCCAAGUAUUAUUAUUCACGUUCAUCUGCAGCCUGAAAAGCAGAUGGGGUUUUCAGUUAGGAGACGGGUAGCACCCAACAGUUAAAUAUUUUCUUCAUAACUGUGGCUGGGUCUGAUAUAAUCUCACCUUUGAACCAUCGCAAACUUCAUCAGAAUGCAGAAGAUAGAUAGAUACAGUCAUGGGAGAACUGAGCUUUGAAAGUCCCACUGCAGAACCAACCUUCAAACGCCCUGUACAUUUCUUUCCAUUUUUGGUUUUUCAAAUGACGGGAUUUGCGGGUAUAUAACUACUGUUUUCUUUUUAUUCCUGUGAUUCUCUUUAAAUCUGUAUAUAACAUGCUGCUACUGAUUUGUGAUAAUUGUCCUGGUAUUUUCUCAGAACUGUCAAGCUGAGUUACUUUUCAAACAACACAAGGCUCAUAUUUUUCCAUGUAAUUUCCUUUACACGGGAAACUGCUCCUAUCAAUAAAGAUAGAUGCUCUUUGUAUAGGGUUUAUCACAUUUGGAGAGCCAUAUACAGUAAAUACAUUGUUUAUUGAUGCCCACAAUAGAAUAGCUACAGUAUUUUGAUGAGACUUUAUUUUUAGAUUAUAAACUACAAGGUGUAUCUAUAGAGUCUUGUAUAAAAACAAUUGUGAUAAACUAGAAUUUUUAAAUUAGAUAACACGAAGCUCUCCCCUUCCAGAAACCUUUUCAGCAAAAUAAUACAUUCCAUAUUAACUACCAAAAAUAUAUAUAAAAAAAAAAUUCUUAGAGUAGAAAUAGUUAAAAAAAAUACCAAAAACCUGAGACGUUUCAAUAGUGGAAACAUUCUAUGGUAACCACUUUGUCAAUACUUCGAAGACUUUGUCAGCUCUUCUGAUUAACAUUCAGAAUACUUCUAGCACCUUCUGGAGCUUCCUGGUACCUCCACAUGGUCCCAACCUCUAAGCAAGCUGUCACUGGCACAGUGUGACCCGGGCAGCAGGGGUGUCCAGAGGGGCAGUGGGCAGGUGAGGGGCUGUGGCCCAUGACUGGACAUGUGGGAGAAGCUGUGUGUGACAGUGACAGUGGUGGUCCCAGGGGCUCCAGCUGCUCCACCGAUAGAGAGAAACCACAGGGCAACCAGAGAGGACAAGGUUUUUCAUGCAGAGAUCCACAGGGCAGGGGGAAGCAAUGUCUUCUACUUUUCCUCUCCAGGUUAGUCUUUAUCUGGCACACAAGAAACCUCAAUGGCUCCUCCAUACAUCUCCCUGCCCUCAUCCAUCCUUCUCCAGUCCUGGCAUGAUGUCAGCUCAACUAAUGCAUAUAGCUUCACAGGCCGGUGUUGCAGCUACUGUGACAACCAAACACCGUACCUGGUUAUUUUUAAGGACAAAAAGUGUAGUGGGAUUGAAUUAUCCUUUCUUGCAAGAAAUACAUAAAUGCAAUCCUGGAUUCAGCUGCCAGAACGAAUUUAGUAGCAGGGACCAAACUGAGUCCCCACUGCAAGUGGGCAUCAGCUGAUCUUGGUGAAGGCAAUGGAGCUGCACCUGUUUGCAGUAGGGUUGAAUAUGACCUUAGGUGUCUACUUCUCAUUACAUGCAGUGACAGAGUGUGAUGGGACCACAUCCCAGAAGCACAUGUGACCUACACACAGCAUUUCCUGAAGCAAAGGAAAAAUUGCUCAGUAGUAAUUCUUUAGUGAAUAUUCUGUACAUAACACGCAUGAGUGAAUGGCAAUACUGUACUAAUGGAUGUAAAUUUGUAAUAUUUGUAAAAAAAAAA
Strigops habroptila (Kakapo) is the source of this 5535-nucleotide messenger RNA. RefSeq names its product adenosine deaminase RNA specific B2 (inactive) (gene ADARB2). The transcript is spliced from 11 exons. Lineage: Eukaryota; Metazoa; Chordata; Aves; Psittaciformes; Psittacidae. Gene Ontology annotation, cellular component: nucleolus; cytoplasm. Bases 166 to 2493 code for a protein of 775 amino acids. Gene Ontology annotation, molecular function: double-stranded RNA adenosine deaminase activity; tRNA-specific adenosine deaminase activity; double-stranded RNA binding. The record is from RefSeq and is a predicted model, not a curated record. Gene Ontology annotation, biological process: RNA processing; adenosine to inosine editing.